Messenger RNA from Esox lucius (northern pike), 2409 nucleotides. Its product is annotated as receptor-type tyrosine-protein phosphatase eta. Gene Ontology annotation, molecular function: protein binding. Lineage: Eukaryota; Metazoa; Chordata; Actinopteri; Esociformes; Esocidae. The transcript is spliced from 11 exons. Bases 92 to 2284 code for a protein of 730 amino acids. The record is from RefSeq and is a predicted model, not a curated record.
GGUGCUGGUCAAAUCUAUCAGUUCAUGCACAUACUGUGGACUCUGACACAGCUAUUUCUUAGCCAGAUCAGAGAGUCCUGCCACUUAAAGAAUGGACAGGAUUCGUUGUCUUGUGUUAUUAGCAGCGCUGGCGGUGUUCUCUGCAGCUGAGCCGCAGUACUUCCCCCAGUCCAACGUCUCCACUUGGGACCAGGCCAGACUACACUGCCAGAUGUGCUACAAAGAGUUGGUGAGCCUCAACCCCAACAACAUCCGAGAGCUAGUCCACAACCUAAAAAAUGACUCCUGGAUUGGCCUGCGCAAGAAUCUCAAUAACAUCUCUCUGCCCUGGUCACACUGGUCCAAUGGAGAUCCCCUUACCUUCCAGAACUGGUACCCUGGCCGGCCAAAACUCUCCAAGCCCAAGGACCCAGUGGUCAACAUCAUGAAUUACUAUUCCGUCACCAACUCCCCCAGUACCUGUGGGUGUUGCUGCAACCCCGCGGACACCCUUGCUGUUUCCUCACCCUAUAGUAGCUACAGCCCAUCCGCUUCCGAUAAUGACAUGGAUUACAACAUGACCGCGUCCUCGGUGACCGCAAGGCCGACUGCGACAACCAUGACGACGGGAGGAACUUCGAACACAGUGACCACGCCUAACAGGGACGUGACCACUGCGUUCUUCUCAGGAGUUACCAGCAGCACCAAUACAGAUGCGAUUGACACGUACAUUGAGGACCCAUGCAUUGUCCUGCUCAGCUGUGGUCUUUGGUACGACAAAGACUGCUCACAGCCUCUUCCCUUUAUCUGCUAUGAAGACCGUUUCUACGGCCACGCCAACAUGUCCAGUUUGACCCUACAUACUGGGACUUUGAACUGGACCCCUGGGCCUGGCAACAUCGUAGACUACAGGCUGGAGGUUAGGGCCGUCAACUACACCCUGAUCAAGAACCUCAGCAUACUGAACGGCACCAACCUGUCUUACUUCCUUUCCAACCUCACCGCCGGCACACAGUACCAAAUCCAAGUGUUCCCCAUUAAGUGUGACCGGGACCUCAACCCAGAGAAUGUCUCCUUCUACACCAAACCAGACUUGAUUGAAAACCUCAACAUCACUAUUAUCUCAGAAGCUAAGGUCACACUGUCCUGGUCCCCUCCUGAAGGAAACUGUGACUCCUACACUGUUAGAGUCAAUGGGUCAAAAGUGAAUUCAACGAACAGUGUGAACACUAAUGUCACGGGGCUGACAGCAGGAACGUUCUACAGGUUUGAGGUCAAUGCUGAAGUGAAGGACCUCUCCAUAAGUGGAGAACCACGGAACAUCUCCUGCUACACCAAGCCGAGCAUGGUGAACAACUUAAGUGUUACUGACUUUACUAGUGACCAAGUUAACUUUGAUUGGGAUCCGCCUUACGGAAACACUUCUGGUUAUCGAGUGUCUUUCAUUGGAAGCACAAAUGGGACGAACAGAACCACAGAUACAAAGUAUUCGGUGACAGGUCUGCAGGCGGGCUCCAUGGUAACCCUGACCGUUGUGGCGCUGGUGCCAGAUGCAUCGGUGGAAAGUGACCCUGUGUCAAAGACAGGGCGCACCAAGCCAGGGUCAGUUACUAACUUAACUAAGAGGGACGUUCAUUCCAGUAACAUUUCUGUGAGCUGGGAACCACCUCAGGGCAACUACGAAUGUUUCAGCGUGGGGCUCCAGUUAAUCUCUAACCCGCUUAUGAAUUGGACGAGCAAUACAACCAGCAAUAAUUCAACUUUCACCGAUCUGAAGGCGGGAGUUGAAUAUAGAGUGUCUGUCUACACUAAGAAUGGGGAUCUCUUUAGCGCGGAAGCCAACAUUUCAGUCUUCACUCGGCCCACCAUUCCUACAUCACUCAGGGUCACCCAUGUGGAUCACACUGCAAUCUCCCUGACGUGGAACCCCCCCCAAGCUUCCCAGGACGUAUUACUACAUUACCAAAUAAACGGCACCUCUCAUUUCAAUGACUGUAGUAUAAAUUCCUUUACGCAAGUGGUGAACACUAGCGACCUCAACCAUACAUUUGAAAAGUUGUAUUCUGGGACGAAAUAUAACUUCAGUGUAGCAGUGAUGGCAGGAACCGAGAUCGGCCCGUCCCUCAACAUAUCCCAGGCCACACUUACAAACAGGACUGUGCUGAUGGUGUCUAUGGAAUGUAGCUCCAGCCAACCUCUCCAGUGUGAGAAACCUGUCACAAUGCAGGCCGUCUUGAUGCAGCUGAACAAUCAUUUUGGAAAUUCCUUUAGUGAUAACGUUAACUGGACUGUGAUCUGGAAAUAGGAAUCACACAGACAGAAAGAUUUAAACACAUCUGCACACAUUGCUGUUUUGUUUUAUUGCUUUAAUAUUUUUAAAUUGUUUGUUUAAAGGUAUUUAAGUUCUAUCUGAUUUUGAUUUAAUAUUUA